Coffea eugenioides is the source of this 1771-nucleotide messenger RNA. Its product is annotated as adenine DNA glycosylase. Lineage: Eukaryota; Viridiplantae; Streptophyta; Magnoliopsida; Gentianales; Rubiaceae. The coding region runs from base 90 to 1526 and encodes 478 amino acids. The record is from RefSeq and is a predicted model, not a curated record. Gene Ontology annotation, molecular function: 8-oxo-7,8-dihydroguanine DNA N-glycosylase activity; adenine/guanine mispair binding; purine-specific mismatch base pair DNA N-glycosylase activity. Gene Ontology annotation, cellular component: nucleus. Gene Ontology annotation, biological process: mismatch repair; base-excision repair. The transcript has 7 exons.
CCCACUUUGAAAUCCGUUCUUCAGCUGCCGGAUACAUCACGCAUUCACACACACUCCGCAACCGCCGCACUCCGCCCACAACUGUAUCUAUGGACGAUAUCAUUGGCAAUACCCAGAACACUGUAGCUCCUUCCGACCAGAGCAAGAAGAAGAGACCUCGACGAGUUGUCAGACCAAAACCCAAGUCGACCCAGGUCGAAAAAUCGGACGACAUUGAAGAUAUUAAUUUCACCAAAGACGAAACGCUGGAAAUUAGGGCGUCGCUCUUGAAAUGGUACGACGAAAACCAGAGGGACCUCCCCUGGCGAAGAAUCAGCAGCAAAGGAGAGGAUGAGGAGGAUAAUGAGGAUACGGAGGAGAGUGAGAAGAGGGCGUAUGCGGUGUGGGUUUCAGAGGUGAUGCUUCAGCAGACUAGGGUUCAGACUGUGAUUGAUUAUUUCAAUAAAUGGAUGACCAAAUGGCCCACCCUUAGUCACCUUGCUCAAGCUUCUCUUGAGGAGGUGAACGAGAUGUGGGCAGGCUUGGGGUACUACAGACGAGCUCGUUUUUUACUUGAGGGUGCAAAAAUGAUAGUUGAAGAAGGAGGUGGAUUUCCAAAAGCAGUUCCUGCUCUUCGGAAGGUCAAGGGAAUUGGAGAAUACACAGCUGGUGCAAUUGCCUCAAUUGCAUUCAAGGAGGUAGUGCCUGUUGUUGAUGGUAAUGUGGUCAGGGUCAUUGCUAGACUAAAAGCUGUAUCUACAAAUCCAAAAGAAGCUGUAGCAGUCAAGAACACGUGGAAGCUUGCAGGGCAGUUAGUGGAUUUAUGUAGGCCUGGAGAUUUCAAUCAGGCUCUUAUGGAACUCGGUGCAACAGUUUGCACACCUUCAAGUCCAAGUUGCAAUGAAUGUCCUAUCUCAACCAAAUGCCAUGCUCUGUUGCUCUCAAGAUGUCACGACUCUGUACAAGUUACUGAUUAUCCAAUGAAAAUCGUUAAGGCAAAACAGAGGAGUGACUUUGCUGCUGUAACUGUUGUUGAAGUACUGGAAGGGCCUCGUAUGAAGGAUGAAGCUCAUCCUAACAGUAAGUUUAUUCUUGUCAAGAGGGCAGAUAAAGGUCUACUUGCUGGCCUCUGGGAAUUUCCUUCUGUUUUGUUGGAUGGAGAAGCUGACUCAGUCACCAGAAGAGAUGCAAUUGACCAUUAUCUGAAGUCAGCAUUCGAUCUUGAUCCUACAAAGUCCUGUGAUAUUAUUUCAAGGGAAGAUGUUGGAGAAUAUGUCCAUGUCUUUACCCACAUCCGUCUCAAGAUGUACGUAGAGUGGAUGGUUUUACAUGUAAAAGGUUUCAAGAAACUUUGGAAUAAAAAGCAGGGUGAAGAUGAUAUCAACUGGAAAUUUGUUGAUCGGCAGACUCUAUCGUGUAUGGGAUUGACUUCAGGAGUAAGAAAGGUCUAUGGUAUGAUUGAGAACUACAAGCAGAGAACGUCGAGUUCCCUCCCAGCAAGAGCAAGGUCAAGAAAAGGGUCUGGGAAGUCAAAAAACUGGAAGUAGCAGGUUCCCAUUGUUUUGAACAGCAAGAGAAGACAAUGUCCAUAGCUGAGAUUUCUUUUGGUAGGGGGUGAUUGCGUUGGAUAUUGAACAUGACAGACAAAUCCUAAUUUAUGUCUCUGCUUUAUUCUCUUUUUGUAUUGUCUGUGGGUGAGUCGUAAUGCUUACUCUUAAAUCUGUUGAGGGGAACCUUCAGAAUGUACUAUCUAUGAGAUCAUUUUGUAGGUAUAGAGUGUUUUCAAGAUAUC